Molecule: messenger RNA, 690 nt
Organism: Phytophthora infestans T30-4
Lineage: Eukaryota; Oomycota; Peronosporomycetes; Peronosporales; Peronosporaceae
Exons: 3
Coding region: 352-690 (112 amino acids)
Source: RefSeq, a predicted model, not a curated record
GAUGCCACCCCGUCGCUCAGCGAGAAAAAAGCGCGAGGAAUGUCUGCAGCGCCGGGAAGGACGAAAUGUUGUGGAGCGUCAUUACCUCCUUCGAGAGCACAUGGACUACCUGAACGGGAAACGCGACCACGACACUGACGUUGGGACCCCCCCCAGAAAAAGGACAAAAAGAAGGCCAAGGUGAAGCUGGCCAAGAAUCCUACAUUAAAAGGUAAGACGCCCCGCUGUGCACUUGAUGCAGAGGGGCACGCCGCUGCUGCUGCGAGUGCGGAAGAGGAUGUCGAUGACGAAGAUGAUAUAUAUUAACGGUUUGAAAAAGAAGUGGAGUAAGUUGACCAAUACAAUGAGUAAAUGCACAAGGAAGAGCCCGCGGCGAAGGCUAUCAAGAAGUUAGGCAAGGGCAAGAAGAAAGCGGCAGCGCCGAAGGCGAAGAAGACGACCAAGGCGGUCAAGAAACCGCCAAGCAGGGACGCCAAAGAAGACCCCAGCGAAUCAGAAGACCCCGGAGACCAAGGAGCCGAGGAAAUCGUUUGCGCGUCAAAAAACGCCGCUGAUCAAGAUGCUGUUGAAGAUGCUGCAAAGAAGAAAAAGAAGGCGAACCAAGAGAAGAAGAGCAAAUCCAAGAUCAAGCGGAAAACGGCGGUGGCCGGACAGCGCGCACGAAGUUCGAUAAGUCCACACGGGGAUUAA